Messenger RNA from Dentiscutata heterogama, 206 nucleotides. The record is from the annotation of a GenBank genome assembly. NCBI's taxonomy places the organism in Eukaryota, Fungi, Glomeromycota, Glomeromycetes, Diversisporales, Gigasporaceae.
AUCUUACAAUCAUUGAAGCUUCGGGUAUUAUAAGAUCUCAAAGUUUAAAUUCUCCUCUCAAUGUUAUCUUAAUCGGGUUUUAUCCUAACAAUGCAAUUCAAGAAUUAAGUUUACCCGAAUUUGCAAAUGAGGAUGUAGUACUUGCAACAGGAAAUUUUCGUAUCAUUGAAAACAUAGAUAAUAAUAAAAAAUAUCCAAUCUUAAAA